CUAUAACGAAAACAAUGUGAAGAAACCUAAAGUUAUAAAAUGACCCCAGCCUUAUAAAGUGGAGAUAUCAGAAACUCAAGCCAAGCUAGAAGAAACAACUGAGGCAACCUUAACGUGAGAAGAAAGAUGUCCAAUACUUCUAAAGCUCUAGGAUAUGAAAAUGUAGACACAUUUAUGGAGGAAUGCCUGAGAGAAAAAUCACCUGAGGAAGCUAAAAAGUUUUACGCAAACUGGGCUGCCAACUAUGACAAUGAAGUAAAAGAAGUUGAGUACAACGGACCCGAAUUAUUUGCGAAAUCCUUUCCAAAGUUGAAUGUACCACGAAAUGCCGAAAUCAUAGACAUAGCAGCUGGAACGGGAGCUCUCGGAGAAAAGUUGAAUGCAAUGGGUUACAAGUAUAUCGAUGCUUUGGAUGGAACACCAGAGAUGUUAGAUAUCGCCAGAAAGAAAAAUGUAUACAGAAAUUUCUGCCAGUUCCUCAUGGGGUGUGGUUAUGAGUCGCCAAUCAAAGAUGGUACUUACGACGUAGCAAUAUCGUGUGGAGCAAUUGGACAAGGACAUAUUCCAUACAAUGCUUUCUAUGAAAUUAUUGCCAUGGUAAAACAAGGGGGCUUAAUUUGUUGGCUGGCGAAUGAUCCUUCUGAAGGAGAAGAUGAAGAAAGCUUCAAGACUGUGAUGGCUGACUUAACAGACAGCGGGAAGUGGAAAGUUUUUCAAGAGCCAAUUCGCCUUGAAUAUUUUUAUCGAAAAGAUUCUGCUUUUUUUCGCGUUAUGCAAAAACUGUAACUCGAAUUUUCAGAGUGAAACACUAUCGGCAUUUUUCACAGCUUUCUC
This is a messenger RNA of Limulus polyphemus (Atlantic horseshoe crab), 834 nucleotides long. Its product is annotated as methyltransferase-like protein 27. The transcript has 6 exons. NCBI's taxonomy places the organism in Eukaryota, Metazoa, Arthropoda, Merostomata, Xiphosura, Limulidae. The record is from RefSeq and is a predicted model, not a curated record. Gene Ontology annotation, molecular function: S-adenosylmethionine-dependent methyltransferase activity. The coding region runs from base 127 to 786 and encodes 219 amino acids.